CUAGGGCGGGGUAAGCUCCCUCAAGGAAGUCAAGUUCGGGGGGUGAUACAGUCUGGAUGUCCUCCCCAAUGAUUGAUUGGCAGGUCCGAUUGCGACCGAGCGUCCCUUUGCUGUGGUGGGGCCGUUGUCAGUGCGAGCAAUGUCAUGUUCGGUCUCAUGCUUGUGGUCGAGCGAUCAAGAGGCGAGAAAGAUGUGGUGCCGGCAGUCCAUUUCGCCUUCUAUGCCGUCUGACCCGGCUUCAACUUUGGCUAAAAAGCUACGCGGCUUCCAUCUCGUGAGGUUCGUGAUCCAUACUCAGGCGCACAGAUUAUACGUUUCUGCUUACGAUUGCAUUGUCGAUUUCCACCACGUCAAGGUACUGUACAGCAGCAGUAGCAAAAGCGAAAUGCGCAUCCCUUCAAGUUCCAAAAAAUUUGCCCAACAUGCUGGUCCUCAUUUCAAUCCUCAGAAUCUGUGUUUUGCCAAAUAUGACGAUGCGCCUCCUGCUUGCUUGCUGUGACGUCGCGAGCGGGAGACUCUGCAGAAACUC
Ceraceosorus bombacis is the source of this 529-nucleotide messenger RNA. Lineage: Eukaryota; Fungi; Basidiomycota; Exobasidiomycetes; Ceraceosorales; Ceraceosoraceae. The record is from the annotation of a GenBank genome assembly.